UGUGUGUGUGUGAUUUCGGGUCGCAUGUUUACAUCGUGAAGUUAUCGCGGAGUGGUUAUCGACGGGACGGCCGCGGGCCGUAGUGGCCGCGCGAUAGCAGCAGCAGCGGCCAUUUGCAUUCCUCGCGGGGACGACGGAUCACGGACUGCGGACCGCGGUCCGAAUGGAGAGUGUACCGCGAAACGCGUCCUAGCGAUCUACUCGGCGACCUGUUUCGGCGACGACACGAUUUCUCCCCCUCCACCCGGGAUCAUCUCGGCGAAAAUGGCGAGGGCGGGCGGUGACGUCUCGAGGAUCGUGUGCGCGAACACGAUUCAGCAGAAUGACAGGAGGCUGCGUGAGGCGCGAAUUAAGAAUCAGGCGAAGGGCCGAAUUAGGCAGGAUCUGAACAAACUGUUUGGCAAGAUCAACCAGGCUGUGAAAACGAGCUCGCUGAGAUCUCCGGACAAGUCAAGCCCAUUGUACAAGAAGAGCGUAUCGAAAUGCUGGUAUGGCCCGAUUCUGAGUUUCCCACCUGGGUCCUGGUGGGGCAUUCGCAUGGACUGUUCCAGGAACGGGGUGCACGAGCCCUUCGACGCCGAUAUACACGAGGGACCGUUCGGCGUUAUAUCCGUGUGCACCUCGCACACUAACGUGAACGAGGAUGUGGAUUAUGGUGAUUAUCUGACGCUGACAGGCCAGGUAUACCACGAGGGACAGUCCAGCGAGGAUCCGUUCAUUCGCAACUACAAAAAUCAGAUACCAUUGAGAUUAAUAAGAAGUUACAAUCUGCAAGAUAAUAUCGCGCCUAACACGGGCUACAGGUACGACGGGCUGUACGUGGUCAUAGACUGUUGGAUCGGCAUGGCUCCAGAUGGGACCAGGUACAACAAGUUUGCCUUGGUGCGUCUCGCCAAUCAGGGGUCGUCCAGCUGGGGCAGCUCGCGAAAGCUGCCUUCCGUACGGCGUUACAUCCCGCCGGUGAAUCACUCGAAUACGUAUGACCUGAGAAAAUGUUCAAACAGCAUCGGUGUCACCUGCCGGAAGCGUAAGCUCAGCCAUGGAGACAGUUGUGAGAAUUUGUCGGUCGUGAAAACGAUCCCGUCGAUCGACACCAGCAAACGAUCCGCGCCCGAAAGUUCCAUCGUCACGCGUCACGUCUUCAAGAAACUACCGAACAACGCGGAAAGCGCGAUAUCAACUUCUGUACCUGAUCAAAGGAUGUUGCUGUGCCUUGGUGCGUCGACUACAAAAACCCACAGUACAAACAUCUCGAUACGCAUGGGCCUGUACGAGUCGUCGCAGGACAACUCGCAGGACGCAAAGAAAAGCGUCUCGACCAUGUUGCAGAAGCCUUCCAAGCCGCCCGAUCUCGCCGUUCGUACGGCACCAGACGCGGAGAGUAGUCGCUUGACGCCCAAGGAGGACGGUAAACCUACGGAGAAGCCAGAUAUGGAUGGGGCGCGUGUUGAUUCUCGACCGAGUGAAAAUGUAUCGUAUAAUGGACGUGUCGCGGCCGACAACGCGAAUGCUUCCCCGUUGGAUGAGCGUAGAGAAAAGUUGCCUUCGCAGGUCAUAUACUCCUCGGAACAUUCGUACUCCGUAUCUUCGUUGAAUAAACUGAAGAAUAGCGCAACUAUCAUGAUCGAGCAUAAGGAGCGACCUCGAAACGCUCAACAACGGCAAGAUGUACAAAACUCGAGUAGCAAAUUGGCACAGAAAUCGAAUCCCAGUAACGAAUCGUUGAGGAAUUCGGUCGCGACGCACGAAAGAAUCUCGGAAUCAUAUCACGACGCUGUGGAUACACCGAGCGAAUCGCUCAGUGCGCAAAGCAUCAAAUCCCUGGACUCCUUGACGCCGGACAAGAUCUUAAACUUGAUCAAUAAGGAGCUACAUCAUCCUCUGUCCAAGUUACUGAUUGGAAACGUGAUAGGGCUAACGACUGAGGAGUGCGCGAUGUUGAACACGUCGAAGAAAGGAACGACUCCAGAGCCCAAGAGCAAGAAGCACGUGGUGCCGACGAGGAUUCUCAGGAAGAAACGUAAAGGGACUGACAACAUAAAGGAAAACGUCGCAUGUUUGGACAACAGAAGAUAUUGUAAAUAUUCCAAAUCAGAAAGAUCAUUUUGGAAAGUGACAAAGCCAGCGGAUGGAGAGAAGUACGACAAGCUGCUACCCGCGGUGAAUCGCGAAUCCUGCAAUGAUGUGAAUAAGAAACGGAAUAAUAACGUUAAGAGAAGCGACCGGAGUGGCAUAUCCAAGGAGAACGAGUACUUAUCGCCGUUUCGCGUACGGACUUCGCUUCGGACUAUCGCGCAACACACUCGCAGCUCGUACGACAUAAAGACCCGUUUGAGGACUGACAAGAGCGCGGUAUUGGCAAAACCGCAAUUUCCCAAUUCGUCGAUCAAGAAAAGCAAAUACAAGAAACGAGAUAGGGAAAUUGCCAACUUGUCGAUAGACGCUAAUUUCGGUCCCGCGACGCGCGGACCUAGGAACAGGAGAUUACGAUGCAAAACCAAUGCGUACACGAGAUGCUAUAGUACCUUCAAUACCGUAAUAUAUCCGCCCAAUAAGCGAUGCAAGUCUAGUUUUGAACGGAAGAACAAGCUGACCAAAGUCAGUCGUCAACGUGCCGGAGAGAGACGAACCAAGGACAAGUAUAGAAUAUCCAGUACCGUACAUACAUCUAGAAAGGAUGUUAACGGUUCGAUUGGGAAGCAAAAAAAUCUCAAAGGUAAUCCUAAUAGUGAUAAUAAUAAUAUUAUUAUUAAUGAAAAUCGCAACAAUCAUAACAAUAAUAAUACUAGCAGCAAGAAAAAGGAGGAUAAGAUCGUAACGGUUGAUCGCAAUGUCACCAAGACUUCCUUUGACAGAGGCCUUCGAAAGAAACUGACACGGACAAUUCCCUUAUCGCAUCGCGCCGCUCAAACGUCGCGGUUACAUUGCUUUCACAAAAAACCGAAUGAGAAACCCAGGACGAUGGACGCGACGACACAGUGCAGGCUUAUUUCCGAUAAUCCGGAAGUUUAUGUUAUUGGACAAUUAAACGAUCAAAGAGCCAUCUUGAAAAUGGAGUGGGAUAAAUUGGAGAAACUGAAGGAAUCCGUGUUGGAUGUGUCCGAUCAAAGUUGCCAGGUCUAUCAAACGUCGCAAAUCUGUGCUGCUUCCAUGCUCACGGAGGACAACGCGAGUCGCAAAAGUGAUGAGGAAUACGCGGAUUCUCUGCACGAUAGAGCGUCGGCUUUCGUGCCAGUGAACGCGUUCGACAGCGAUUUACGAAUCGCGCGGCUGAGAUCGAUCGGCUUCAAACCCAUACUUAAUCCGCGAUCUUCGCUGAUCACCCAAGACUUGGAAAUCAUUCAAAAUGCGCUCGUAACCACAAGCAAGGUGACAAAACGCGACGUUGCCGAAGAGUAUCAUAAAUAUGCUAAUAACGAGGAUAACAACACAGUCGUUUAUAUGGACGAUGAAUUGCAGUAUCAAGAUAUCGAAGAGGAAGAGGAAGAAGUGGAAAAGGCUGAAAAACAAUUAACUGCGAGCGCAUCGACGACACUGAGAAGAAUACAAUCGAAAACCGGUAACGUACUUCCGGAAACAUUACGGAAACCUUCGCGCGAAAACUUGGAGUCUCCUUGGCAUGGUUGGAAGAAGAUUGUGACAAAUAAUCGAUCGUAUUGGAUUGGUUGGUAGUCGUUAUUGCAGAAUAUUGGUGAAUUUAAACAAAGGCAGUGCAGCGUAGUAAGGAAGGGCAGAGAGGAGAAAUGGAUUGCAUCUGAUAACGUACGUCCUUCCUUACUACGCCACUGAACAGGGGUGCUUUUUCGCUACUGCGAUUAGAAAAAUUUGUUUUAUCCAAAAACAUGUACAAUAUUAUAUCUUUAUUUUUUUGCCAAAAAGUAAAGGCUGUUAAUAACAUUCUAAAUUAUUCUUCUAACAGUAAUAAUAUGGUAUUCGAGUUGACUAACAUAUUUUUAAGAAAAAAAGCAUCGAUAGAUUAUAAUUAAAAUUUCUUAUGUAUAUAUGUAUAUAUAUACAUAUAUACAUAUAAAUUAUUCUAUAUAUAAUAUAUGUAUAUUUUCUAUAUGUGAGGUAUUAUUAACAGAUGUUUUAACUGUAAAUAAAUAAUGUUCUAUUCAUGUAGUUGUGUCUUAUCUUUAUUACGAGAUGUAAUAGGACAAUAAAAUUUGUUCACAGAUUUACACGUUCACUUCGUUCUUAAACGGCGACGAAAGAUUUCG
Solenopsis invicta (red fire ant) is the source of this 4220-nucleotide messenger RNA. RefSeq lists its product as uncharacterized. Gene Ontology annotation, molecular function: ubiquitin protein ligase activity. Lineage: Eukaryota; Metazoa; Arthropoda; Insecta; Hymenoptera; Formicidae. Gene Ontology annotation, biological process: protein ubiquitination; negative regulation of gene expression via chromosomal CpG island methylation. The record is from RefSeq and is a predicted model, not a curated record.